AUAUGAAUCCAAUUAUCUAUGUUUCCAUCCGCAUGGGUUAGCCGUUUGUAGCAUGCGCAGAACAGUGUAAACAAAACUGAUGUUUCAGUGUUGCGGUAUAUUCUGGAAGAAAGAAGUUUUAUUCGAAUAAGAUAAAGCACGAACUAUUAUAUAUUUCAAUUUUGUCUGCGAAGUUCAAAGUUCAGUAAAGGUUAAAGAAGAAUAUAGCAACAUCGUGAAUGGUCAGUGAAUGGUCAUUACAUUUGAGACAUGGAUAACGAUAGUGACUAUGGUGGAACCUACUAUAUAGAAUCGAAACAAGGUCAGUUGGGUAUGGAUUCACUACCAACAAUUGUCACCAAUGGAACGAUGGAAGGUAGUUUACAUGUGAACAUAAAGAACGAUAACACAUCUGAUCCGUCAGCAGGAGAAAAGAUAGAAAGUCUGGAAAACCCCGAGUACACGGACUCUGUUACCAGUAAUGAGAGCGGGACAGCAUUUUUAGUACGAGAUAAAAACAAAAUAUGGGAAGAUAGUGAGACCGGAUCAGAAGACGACAAUGCUAACAUUCACUUACUUGAAAAUCCGGCAUACAUCGAUUCUGUUACUAGUACUGAAAAUCAGCUUGCUUCCUUACUAAAAGGUGAACAGGAGAAAGAAUAUACGUAUAUUCAAGAUGAUGCGAAAGAAAAUCUGUUUCAAGAAUUUAUAGAAGGAUCGACUAAGGGGUUCGAAAUAUCCAUUGUCGAGAUUGUUCCUCAUGUACACGAUGAACUCAAGGUGGAUCCGCCCUUGUGGGAAAGUAAUGCAUACAUUGAUGAGUUUUCCUGUCCAAGUCCAGGUGUUAGACGACUAGAAAGAGUUUGUAAAAACGCAAUAAUUAAUCUAAGUCAAGAUCUCUCGUGUAAAAGUUCAAUGAAAGGCUCCACUUUACUACCAGUAUUAAUAAAUCAGGUUCCAGAUCCAGUUCAGAUUGAAGAGGAGUCUUUCUUUGAAGGAAAUGAAAUUAAGAAUCUCUUAGUGAUAAGCGUCUCAGUAUCAUUAAUGAAUGCUGCGUUUUCAUCCCUCAGAAAUCUACAGAGCAGUCUUAAUCACGAUGGUGGUGUUGGAUUAUACUCGUUAACAGGGAGUAUGGCAGCUUUUACAUUUCUCAGUUUAUUUACGCCUAGUCUUAUCCAACAAUUUCGACCAAAGCGAUGUCUCAUCUUGUCCUUGUUCGCCCAUUUAUUAUACGUUGCUGCCAAUGUUACUCCAAACAUUUAUAUCCUGGUACCCGCUUCAGUGUUACAAGGAGCUGCCAGUGCUUUGAUGUGGAAUGCUGUUAGCACGUACGUGACUUACCUUGCACGAUCAACUGCCAUUAGAAACGAUAAAAGAACCGUCCACGUUGCAGGGAAAUAUUUUGGUGUAUUUUUCUGCUUUUUCCAGUUGUCUGUUGUAGCUGGUAACUUGAUCUCAUCCAUUGUGUUAAAUGACCAAAAUGAUGUUACGAACAAAACGAUCUCAACAAACACUGAUCUUCAAAAUAUUGUAUACAAUUCCGUUUCCAAUUUGAAUGAUUCUAUGAACAUGGACAUUCCAUUUUCAAACCUAUCAAAAUAUGAACAGAAUAAAAUUAGUAUAUGCGGGUCAAAAUACUGCCAUUCAUAUCCCAUCGAACUUGGAGCUCUAACUGCGACGUCAAGAUACAAUUUGUUGGGCAUUUAUGGAGUAGCCACCGUCUUGUCACUCAUUCUACCUCUGUUUUUAAUGGAUAGAUUGAAAAACUAUCGGACCUCAAAAAUAAACAUUAAGCAUAUAGCAAACCAAGCCGCGGCCGUCUUGCGUUGCAUUGUAGAACCAAGAUUCCUGACUUGCUUUAUAAUGUUCUUCUACAGCAACAUGGAACUUGGUUUUGUGAUGGCUGAGGUUACAAAGGCUUUUGUAACUUGUCCACUCGGAAUCCAUAUGGUUGGUUACACAAUGAUUUGUUUUGGAGUCUGUGGGAGCAUAAGCUCAUUUGUGAGUGGGAAACUGGAGAAACAUGUUGGCAAUGUUAGUCUCAUUUCUGCAGCAACCAUCAUUGAUUUGGUUUUGUUGGGUGUGAUGUUGGUAUGGCAACCGAACCAAGAACACUUGUAUUUUUACUUCCUGUUGCUUGGUGCUUGGGGCGUUGGUGAUGGAAUCUGGAUGUCUCAAGUAAACUGUGUAAUAAGUAGGAUUUUUCCUGACAAGCUAGAAGAAGCGUUUGCCUCCUUGAGAGUCGUUAAUGGACUCGGGAUGACCUUUGGAUUUGCCUAUGCCAGCAGUGUGUGUAUGACCCAUAAAAUAUACAUACUCUUUGCCACCUGCUUGACAGGAACUGUAGUAUACGUCAUUGCAGAAAUUGUGCGCAAGUGCAGAGCCGAUAAGAAAGAGAAAGACGACGGCUAUGAUUGGUCUACUGAUGGACUUUAAACAAGAUAGUAAAAGUUAUUGUUUAUAUAUGUAAAUAUUUGAUCAUAAUUAAUAGUAGCGGGUAAACUCAUUUCAGAAAGUGCUAUUUGUGUUCCUAUUGUAAAUUACGUUUUGUUUGUAUAUAUUGAAUGUUGUAUUUUAAGCAUUUAAAAGCUCGCUUUGCAUAUUGCAAAUUUGAUAGUUGUAUUUUAUAUAUUUAAAAGCUCUUUUUGCAUAUUGCAAAUAUGAUAUUUGUAUUACCAUACAUUUCAUAAAUGUAUAUUUAUAUAAGUUAUACAUCAGGGAUAAUUGUUGUCUCCCUAAUUGUUUUUCCUUUUUACAAAAGUCAUGAUAGUGACUUAUUUUAUUUAAAGAUCUGAAUGUUUUAUGACAACUUUUGUCCAUGUUGUUGACGUUUGUCAUCAUCAUAUUUUUAUAGUCUACAACAUGUAUCUAAAUACAUAACGUCCAGAGCAAAAUGAAGAGUAUUGAAGACUUGAAAAGUUAAGUUUUAACAAUGAAAUAUAUAGGCCAACAAGUUUUUGAACUGAAGUUUACUAUAUUAUUACAGAAUUGUUAAAGUGACAGAUCACUUUGGGGAUCUGAAGAAUGGAUUUUUAUUUUAAAAAUGAGCACAUUUUGACAGAUCUGUUAGACCUAGUUAUAUCGUGGUGGAUCUUUAUUUUUUUUAUUACAUUCAAACAGAAAAUAAAGUCUUUCAUAAAACUGUAAACGGAAAGCAUAUUUAUUUACGAUUAACGGGUCUAUGUUAUUUAUCGUAGAAAUUUAAUUGGACUGAAAUAUUUUAAGAGUAAUCCAUUGAAAGUGAAAUAUAUGUUUUUAUAUGCAUGCUAAAGAGUUAAUUUUAAAGGCUUCUUUAAAAUAUGGUAUUGUUUUGUAACUUUCGCAAUUAAGGUUUGAAGGUUUCUACUCUCAGCAUUAACUUUUAUCUUUUUAAAAAAAAAUUUAAGCAUUAAUUGUAUUAAAUUUGAUGAUGAAAUGAAAAUAAAAAGUUUCAAUUAAUGUUGAUAGAAGGAGAAAAUUGAUGUAUUUGAAGACUAAUUUCAGUGGAAUAUAUAUUUUAUAAUGAUGUAUUUUAUGUAUUUAUGAAAGAUACUCUACCACAUACUUAGUCCAAUCAGAUCAUUGUUCAUAUCUGUACAGGGUUAUGAUUUUAUUGUCAAAUUUAUUUGUAAAACAUUUGUAGAAUAUUUCUAUACAUGUUGUUAAAUAAGGUUGUUGACCAAUAAAUAUCGAAGUUUU
Molecule: messenger RNA, 3657 nt
Organism: Mytilus californianus (California mussel)
Lineage: Eukaryota; Metazoa; Mollusca; Bivalvia; Mytilida; Mytilidae
Product: protein unc-93 homolog A-like
Exons: 6
Coding region: 250-2415 (721 amino acids)
Source: RefSeq, a predicted model, not a curated record